AUGUCGAUUCAAACAAAUGAUCCUAAUGAGGGCUCUGAUUCGUUAAAGUCGCUAUCAUUGAUUGCGGCACAUUCUCACAUUACGGGAUUGGGUCUUGAUGAAAAUUUACAGCCUCAAGAAACGUCUCAAGGUAUGGUUGGUCAAUUGCAAGCUCGUCGUGCAGCUGGUGUGGUUUUGAAAAUGGUACAAAACGGUACUAUUGCAGGUAGAACGAUUUUAGUUGCAGGCCCACCAUCUACAGGUAAGACAGCACUUGCAAUGGGUAUUUCACAAUCCUUGGGUGAAGAUGUACCUUUUACUACAAUUGCGGGGUCCGAAAUAUUUUCGUUAGAACUAAGUAAGACUGAAGCCUUAACUCAAGCUUUUAGAAAAUGUAUCGGUAUCAAAAUCAAGGAAGAAACAGAAUUGAUCGAGGGUGAAGUUGUAGAGAUUCAAAUUGAUAGAUCGAUUACAGGUGGUCACAAACAAGGAAAGUUAACAAUCAAGACAACUGAUAUGGAGACUAUUUAUGAGUUGGGCAAUAAGAUGAUAGAUGGUUUGACUAAAGAAAAAGUGUUGGCAGGAGAUGUGAUUUCGAUAGAUAAAGCCAGUGGUAAAAUUACCAAAUUAGGUAGAUCAUUUGCCAGAUCCAGAGACUAUGAUGCGAUGGGUGCCGAUACAAGAUUUGUGCAAUGUCCGGAAGGCGAAUUACAAAAGAGAAAAACGGUGGUUCACACCGUGUCUUUGCACGAGAUUGACGUUAUCAACUCAAGAACUCAGGGAUUCUUAGCUUUAUUCACCGGUGACACAGGAGAAAUUAGAUCAGAAGUCAGAGAUCAAAUUAAUACAAAAGUCGCUGAAUGGAAAGAAGAAGGUAAAGCAGAAAUAGUUCCAGGUGUUUUAUUCAUUGAUGAAGUCCAUAUGUUGGAUAUUGAAUGUUUCUCUUUCAUAAACAGAGCCCUUGAGGACGAAUUUGCUCCAAUUAUUAUAAUGGCUACUAACAGGGGUAUAUCAAGAACAAGGGGUACGAAUUAUAAAUCGCCUCAUGGAUUACCAUUAGAUCUUUUAGAUAGAUCUAUCAUUAUAGCUACGAGCAAUUAUAAUGAGCAUGAGGUUAAAACUAUUUUGUCAAUAAGAUCGAAGGAAGAGGAAGUCGAAUUGACUAAUGAUGCUCUAGAUCUAUUGACUAAAAUAGGUAUGGAAACAAGUUUACGUUACAGUAGUAAUUUAAUCUCAGUUUCACUGCAUAUUGCACUGAAGAGAAAGAGCAAUAUUGUAGAUGUCGCAGAUGUUAAAAGGGCAUAUUUGUUGUUCUGUGAUAGUUCCAGAUCCGUUAAAUAUAUUCAAGAAAACGUUUCACAAUAUAUCGAUGAUGGCGGUAACGUGGUUAUUUCCACUGUCACAAAAAAGACGUCAGUUGUAGCAAAUAAUGGCAAUAACGAUGCCAUGGAUACUACAGAAUAA
Messenger RNA from Zygotorulaspora mrakii, 1443 nucleotides. RefSeq names its product RuvB family ATP-dependent DNA helicase reptin (gene RVB2). The coding region runs from base 1 to 1443 and encodes 480 amino acids. The transcript has a single exon. Gene Ontology annotation, molecular function: DNA helicase activity; ATP hydrolysis activity; ATP binding. NCBI's taxonomy places the organism in Eukaryota, Fungi, Ascomycota, Saccharomycetes, Saccharomycetales, Saccharomycetaceae. Gene Ontology annotation, cellular component: R2TP complex; NuA4 histone acetyltransferase complex; Swr1 complex. The record is from RefSeq and is a predicted model, not a curated record. Gene Ontology annotation, biological process: regulation of transcription by RNA polymerase II; chromatin remodeling; box C/D snoRNP assembly.